Molecule: messenger RNA, 615 nt
Organism: Cyphellophora europaea CBS 101466
Lineage: Eukaryota; Fungi; Ascomycota; Eurotiomycetes; Chaetothyriales; Cyphellophoraceae
Exons: 2
Coding region: 1-615 (204 amino acids)
Molecular function (GO): zinc ion binding
Source: RefSeq, a predicted model, not a curated record
AUGCCUUCUCGCUCCAACUCCGUUUCAUCCAGUACCGCCAACCCUGAGCCUUCCGCCGAUAGCAUCGCUAUCAGUGUCAUCAUCGCGGAUGGAAAGACCAUCAAGCUCAACAUCCUUCCUACUCACACCGUUUCCAACCUCGUCGACUUCCUCAAAGCCGACACCACUGUUGACACCAACGCCCGCCUGCUCCGAGAUUCGCAACCUCUAGAUCCCUCAUCCACCGUUGCAGCCCUCGAGCUCUCUUCUGGCGCUACGCUCUCUCUAGAUCCUCCUUCUACCCGACGGUCUAGUUCUCCAACCGAGGAGUCCAUAUCCGCAUCUUCCGCCACUGAGACACCCUCCUCAUCAACGCCUGUCUCGACCGCCUCGACUCCGCGCUCUUCGACACCCGCGAAGAAGCCGCGUAAGCCGCGCUGCACCAAGAAUGGCUGCAAUGCACUCGCGCAACCUAUCGUGGGCGACUGUGGCUUCUGUCAAAAGCGCUUCUGUGGCAAGCACCGCAUGCUAGAAAGUCACAACUGCGAGGGCCUCGAAGAUGCGCGGCAAGCGGACAAGGCCAGAAACACGGCAAAGCUAGAAGGCGAGCGAACCGUCAUGUUGAGAGGUUUGUAA